This is a messenger RNA of Triticum urartu, 719 nucleotides long. RefSeq names its product early nodulin-93. The record is from RefSeq and is a predicted model, not a curated record. NCBI's taxonomy places the organism in Eukaryota, Viridiplantae, Streptophyta, Magnoliopsida, Poales, Poaceae.
CAACAGCGGAAACAAGGCAACUCGGGUCACCCACCGUUUCCUUCAAUCGGAAGAGAGCUAUAGGGGAAAGGAGCCGCCAGGGAGAAGAAACAGAACGGAGCGAGGAGCCAUGGCCGCCAGGAAUUUCUUAGUCCGAUCCCCCAAGGAGGAGGAAUCCAGCGCUGCCGUCCGAGAGGCUGUCUUGUUGGGAGGGAAGAACGCCGCCAUUGCUGGUACUGUGGUUGCGGUUCCCACGUUGGUUGCUUGCCGUGUCCUUCCUUGGGCUAAGCAUAAUCUGAACUACACCGCACAAGCACUCAUCAUAUCGGCAGCCUGUAUCGCUGGCUUCUUCAUCACCGCAGAUAAAACCAUCCUGCGGAACGCAAGACAGAACACCAUUGGGAGGAUCGACAAGUCGACUUGAUCCAGGACUGUACAGAACCGAGGCUGAUGCGAAUCGCGUCAAAACUCCCCUCUGUUCCAUCCAUGGAUGGUGAUGCACGACUGUAAGUUUCAGGCUUAUUUUGUACCUAACCUUGCAAUGUAAAGACUAAAGAGAGUUGCUGCCUGCUAGGGCAGUGGACCCCGUUUGCUCCCAAUUGGAAGUGGACUAAGAGAUGGGAUGCUUAGUUAAAACUGUUGUUGUGUUGUCAGUGUACUUCAGUUCUGUUCAGUUAAAACUAAUAACUGAACCGAAAUUUCAGUUCCAAAAUAAUUUGGUUCUUGAUCUGCCAAAGAAA